ACUUCCAGAGCUGAGAGGGGGAGAAGAAGAAACUAAACGCAAAGCAAUAUGGCAGAGAAAAUAUAUCCUUCAUCCAAGCCCGCAGUCAACGGCGGCGGCGCCACCAGCCCCGCCGCAAACAGCGGAACAAACCCGCCGAAAAAACCUCAGCUCUAUCACGCCACGCGCCCCGUAUACCGCCCAACUUCCAGCCGCCGCAAGCGCAGCUGCCUCUGCUCGUGCUGUCUCUGGACAACAUUCCUCAUCAUCAUCCUCGUCUUCCUCGCCGCCGUCGCCGCCGUUAUAUUCUGGGCCGUCUACCGCCCCCACCGCCCAUCUUUCACCGUAAACUCCCUCAGCUUCUCCCAAUUCAACAUUUCCUCCACCAAACUCACGUCCAACUUCACCUCCACCAUCUCAGCUCGCAACCCGAACAAAAAGCUCACAUUUUUGUACGACCCCAUCACGGUUUCUUUAUUUUCCGACGAUGUCGCCGUCGGAACCGGAUCUUUGCCGGGAUUCAGACACGGCACUAAGAACACUACGACGCUGAAGGCAAUGGUGACGACGUCACGGAAGACUCUCGACGGCGGCGAGAUUUCAAGCCUAAAGUCAACGCUCAAGAGCAAGAACACCUUGCCGGUGAAGAUAAGGUUGGAGACUAAAGUGAAAGUGAAAGUUGGGAGCCUGAAAACCAAGAAAGUUGGGAUUAGAGUAACCUGUGACGGCAUUAAAGUCACUGUUCCUGCCGGAAAGUCGCCGGCGAAAACGACCACCUCGAACGUGAAAUGCAAGGUUGACACUAGAAUCAAGAUCUGGAAGUGGACUUUUUAAGAAACAUGAGCAUCUUGUCUUUCAAUUCAAUGGGAAAUCCUUUUUUUUUUUUUUUUUUAAGUUGCUCAUUUACUUAAUUUACAUCAUGGUCGCCUUU
Ipomoea nil (Japanese morning glory) is the source of this 910-nucleotide messenger RNA. Its product is annotated as protein YLS9-like. The transcript has a single exon. Gene Ontology annotation, cellular component: plasma membrane. The record is from RefSeq and is a predicted model, not a curated record. NCBI's taxonomy places the organism in Eukaryota, Viridiplantae, Streptophyta, Magnoliopsida, Solanales, Convolvulaceae. The coding region runs from base 49 to 813 and encodes 254 amino acids.